AUGGCAUAUCAACAUGAUCAAAAGCAUGAAAAGCAAGGCUGCAUCCAACUAGUUCGCUGUAUUCCACCAACGGAUGAAGAACUAAAGAAUCCUCAAUAUGUACCUCAAUUGGAGAUUAAUUCACAAGCACAACAGAUUCUUGCUGAACGCUUUGAAGCACCCAUUUCUAUUAUUGUCUAUGUAGGCAAUAUGGGCGUUGGUAAAAGUAAAUUGGCAACAGUUACUGUAGCGGCUUUAGAAAAAGAGACGCCUGGAACAGACUUACUCUGGUUUCGAAGUGGUGCCGGUACUAAUGGAGUAACACAAGGUGUUUGGAUGUGGUCCGAGCCACUUCGACAUCCUGAUCAAGAUGAAAAAACAAAGGGUUCAAUUCUAAUUCUCGACUGUGAAGGAACGGAUAAUUUAGAUGAGAACACGGGUGCUAAUUUGUAUUUUUUCUGCAUGGUUGUAAGUACAGCAUUUGCUGUCGUCCUUCGUCCUGCUCGUAUAGAUCGGUUUCAAUGUGAUCGUCUCUAUCAUGCAUUAAAUCGAUUCGAAGUCAUGAAAUCAUUGCAUGUUUUGCCAAACAUAUGGCUAUUACCAUUAGAUCUACCCAAGUUUUUACACAUUGAUCGUGAUACUGGUGACGAUAUCGAAAUUUCGAAAGACGAAUGGCUUCAUCAAAUAUUCAGUGUUGACGAGGAGCGCAACAAUUUAUCAAGUGGUCACAAUCAAAGACUGAAAGAACAAUAUGAAUAUAUCACUCAUAUCUAUCUUCAUGGUCCAAGUGUAGAUUGGGAUUCUCUUAUUGGAUCUGAUGCAGCUAAACGUACUAUAAAAGAAGAAAUUGUUUAUCCAAUACGAGUAGGAAUAAAUACUAAAGGAAAAAACAAAAAAAAACUAUCAUUUUUAGGAAAAACUGUAUUAGCUAAAGCAGUAGCAACUGAAUGUAAAACAACAUUUUUUAAUAUAUCAGCAUUAACUAUUGCUAUCGAAUGGCUUGAUGCUUCGGAAAACCUUGUACGCGUUUUAUUUGAAGCAGCACGAUUUCAUGCUUCAUCAGCACUUUUUUUUGGAUAA
Molecule: messenger RNA, 1059 nt
Organism: Rotaria sp. Silwood1
Lineage: Eukaryota; Metazoa; Rotifera; Eurotatoria; Philodinida; Philodinidae
Source: the annotation of a GenBank genome assembly